Erythranthe guttata (spotted monkey flower) is the source of this 1644-nucleotide messenger RNA. It is a transcript of the gene PRFB3, whose product is annotated as peptide chain release factor. Lineage: Eukaryota; Viridiplantae; Streptophyta; Magnoliopsida; Lamiales; Phrymaceae. Gene Ontology annotation, biological process: translational termination. The record is from RefSeq and is a predicted model, not a curated record. Gene Ontology annotation, molecular function: translation release factor activity.
GCGGCACGUGCCAAAGACUGGCGCCACUCGCAGGUUUUCAACUCGGACAAACAAACACUAGUAAAAUAUAAGAGUAGAACUUCCAACAAUUCAAUUAAGAUUUACGAGCGUGUUUUCCGGCGGCGAACAUCUAUCUGCAAAACCCUUUUAUCCUAUAUACUUAAAAAAAAGAAAAAGAAAAUGGCGGCUGAUUCUCUUCGGACAGGGUUAUUGUUUAAUGAAACCCAGUUCAAAAACUGUCGGAACUUCUCAAACAAAAACCCCAGAACACGCGCCGCCGCAAAUUUCAGCUCAAGAGCUUCUCAAGAACCCUUAAAUGACAGCAAGAACAAGUUCUACAAAGAAUUGGGUAUGUUUUCUCUGCGGAAGAGAAUAGAAGAUUCCGUUCUUCGUGCGGAGAUGCUAACUCCAACAGCUUUGGAACUCGAAGAAGCGAACCACAUAAACCAAGAAGAAGUUAUUCGCGACUAUGACUUGUGGGAUGACCUAGGUAAAUCGAACGACAUCCUUAUCAAACUGGCGAACAGUGCUAAGGUGGUCGAUACUCUACGCGAUCUUAAAUAUAAGGCAGAGGAAGCGAAACUUAUUACAGAGCUUGCGGAGACAGAUGCUAUUAAUUACGAGCUUUUCAAGCAAGCGUAUAGUGCUUCUUUAGAUGUUAACAAGUUUUUGGAUAAGUAUGAAAUGUCGAAGCUUCUUAAAGAGCCGUACGAUAUGGAGGGAGCUUACAUCACCCUUGAAUCGAAAUGUUCCGACAUUUACUCCGAGAGAUGGACGGGUCAACUCGCGCAGAUGUACAUGAAAUGGGCCGAAAGACAGGGUCAUACGGGUAGGAUAGUCGAGAGAUGCCCUUCAAAUAACGGCGGCCUAAAAUCCGCCACCAUAGAGUUGGAAUUUAAAUUUGCUUACGGAUACUUAUCUGGGGAAAGAGGUGUUCACUCUACUACAAGAAUUUCCAAAAAUACCCCUGCUCUUUCCGAGGCUACAUUGGCAUAUGUGGACGUAAUUCCUCUAUUCCUCGAAUCAUCUCCUGACUUGUCCAUUGAUGACGUGGAUAUUCUAGUUUCUUACCCUCCAAAUUGCGACAAAAACCCGUCUAGGGCUUCGUCAGCAGUUCAGAUUCAGCAUAUACCGACAGGUUUCCAAGUUCAAUCCACAGGGGAAAGGAGUCGAUUUGCAAACAAGAUAAAGGCGAUGAAUCGAUUAAAGGCAAAACUUCUUGUUGUUAUGAGGGAUCGAGGAUUAUCGAGUGUGAAAAGUAUUAAUAAAUGUGAUGAUAAAUGGAGUGGAGUGACUCGUAAGUACGUUUUUCGGCCGACGAAAAUGGUGCAUGAUUUGAAAUCUGGUUCACAGUUUCCGGAUGUGAAUGGAGUAUUGAAUGGGAAGCUUGACCCUCUUAUUGCUGCUCAUAUCAGUUCUCGACAACCUAGUACUGUCGAUUAAUUAAUCGGCUUUUUAGAUUUACUAAUUACUGUCAUUAAAUUAAUCUUGCUGGUAAUUAAUUGUUUUUCUGUUGUAUGGGUAGUUUUGUUGUGUGUUGGAUUGUUGAUGAAAUAUUUUUUUUGGUGUGCUUUCUUGAUUUUGAUUUGUGUAUUUUAUACAUUCAUGAUAUCCACAAGGUUCGAAUAUCUUUUUCUUCUUUCC